This is a messenger RNA of Alternaria alternata, 3233 nucleotides long. Its product is annotated as alpha-glucosidase-like protein. The record is from RefSeq and is a predicted model, not a curated record. Bases 381 to 3104 code for a protein of 907 amino acids. Gene Ontology annotation, molecular function: hydrolase activity, hydrolyzing O-glycosyl compounds; carbohydrate binding. Gene Ontology annotation, biological process: carbohydrate metabolic process. The transcript is spliced from 4 exons. NCBI's taxonomy places the organism in Eukaryota, Fungi, Ascomycota, Dothideomycetes, Pleosporales, Pleosporaceae.
AUUUACCCCAGACUUUUUCGCCUCUCACCAUUUUCAGCCCCAAACCGGAAGGUCUCCGGGAAAUCAAGCAAUUAUAGUGUCCCCCUGCGGAACCAAUGACCCCGCCUCGCUCCAUCUAUGGCUCUCGCAUCGUUGCCAAGCCAUGCAAGAGCGACCUCCUCUAUGACGGUACUGCGGGGGAGCGCGUCUUGGGUGCAUAUCCGCCUACUCUAGUUAUGUAAACGGUAAGUCCGAACCGAGAUCACGAUGCAUGCCUUGUUGUUGUAGUGCCACAGACUAGCGUACACGGGCUGCAUAGGUUUGUGUAUAAGAAGGACAUCGCUCCCUCGACGGAUCAGCAUCCUACCAAGGUCCUGCUCUUUUCAAUUCCAUCAGGCACCAUGAUCACCAAAGGACUUUUAGCUCUUGGAACAGCGGUACCCGCACUUGCGGGUUCGCUUGUUCAACGACAGAGCUCGUCGCUUGAGGGAUGCCCCGGAUAUACCGCCAGCAAUCUCCAAGAUGAUGGCUCCAGGGUCACCGCAGACCUCAGCCUUGCAGGCGCCGCUUGCAAUGUUUAUGGCGAGGACUUGACUGACCUGAAGUUGGAAGUCGAGUAUCAGACUGCCGACCGACUCCAUGUCAAGAUCUUCGACGCCGCCGAACAGGUCUUCCAGAUCCAAGAGUCUGUCUGGCCGCGUCCUUCCGGCAGUGAGGGUGUCAGCCCGGAAGACUCUGCUCUGGCAUUCACCUGGACCGACAGCCCUUUCUCGUUCGCCAUCACGCGUAGGGAGACCAACGAGACCCUCUUCGACACGUCGGCUGCAUCUCUUGUCUUUGAGUCACAGUUCCUCCGUCUGAGGACCGCUCUGCCUCCUUCUCCAAACCUAUACGGUCUUGGUGAAUCGACAGAUCCGUUCCACCUAAACACCACCAACUACACCCGUACUCUCUGGAACCGAGAUGCCUACGGCACCCCAGAAGGGUCCAACCUUUACGGAGCUCACCCAAUUUACUUCGAUCACCGCGGUGAGAACGGAACCCAUGGUGUCUUCUUGGCCAGCUCCGAGGGCAUGGACAUCAAGAUCGACGACUCCGAGGGUCAGUACCUCGAGUACAACACCCUUGGUGGUAUCCUUGAUUUCUACUUCCUUGCUGGUCCUGGACCAAAGGAAGUCGCAACCCAGUACUCCGCUCUUUCCGGCCUUCCUGCCAUGAUGCCGUACUGGGGUUUUGGUUCCCACCAGUGCAAGUACGGUUACCGUGAUGUCUGGCAAGUUGCCGAGGUUGUUGCCAACUACUCUGCUGCGGACAUACCUCUAGAGACCAUGUGGACGGAUAUUGACUACAUGGAGCUCCGCCGCCUGUUCACCCUGGAUCCAGAGCGUUACCCGCUUGACCUUGUCCGCCAACUCGUUGAUUACAUCCACGCUCACCAGCAGCACUACAUCAUGAUGGUCAACUCCGCUGUCUGGAGUGGUGACUACGACGGCUACAACAACGGAGCUGCGCUUGACGUGUUUCAAAAGCGUCCUAACGGCUCUUUCUUUGAGGGUGCUGUCUGGCCAGGUCCCACGGUAUUCCCUGACUGGUUCCACCCCAACACACAGCAGUACUGGGACGAGCAGUUCGCUUCGUUCUUCGACCCGGCAACUGGUGUUGACAUCGAUGGCCUCUGGAACGACAUGAACGAGCCUGCAAACUUCUGCCCGUACCCUUGCCUCGACCCCGAGGCCUAUUCUGAGGAGUCCAAGAACCCUCCCAAGCCACCACCAGUCCGCACCUCCGCUGACGGUCGCCAGAUCCCUGGCUUCCCAGCAGACUUCCAGCCUCAAUCCAACUCUAGCGCGGUUCGCCGAUCAAGCGCUCAGCUCAAGAAGCUUUCCAACGUCAAGCGUCAAGCUUCCAACAACACUGCUGACCUUGCUGCACACCCCGGUCUUCCUGGCCGCGACUUGAUCAACCCGGAGUACCAGAUUGCGAACGCCGCUGGAUCUAUCAGCAACAAGACGCUCGAUACUGAUAUCCAGAACUACGACGGAACGUACCACUACGACACCCACAACUUCUGGGGUUCGAUGAUGUCGAUUGCUUCGCACAAGAGUAUGCUUAUGCGCCGUCCCGAGCGCCGUCCAUUGAUCAUCACCCGCUCUACUUUCGUCGGUCUUGGCACAUACCUAGGAAAAUGGCUCGGCGACAACGUCUCGGAAUGGGCGCAAUACCGCUUUUCAAUCGCCGGCAUCUUAAACUUCAACUCCAUCUACCAGAUUCCCAUGGUCGGCCCCGAUAUCUGCGGUUUUGCCGGUAACACCACGGAAACCCUCUGUGCACGUUGGGCAACACUUGGUGCCUUCUACCCCUUCAUGCGAAACCACGCUGGCGACACGUCAAUUGACCAAGAAUACUACCGCUGGCCAUUAACCACAGCCGCAGCCAGGAAUGCUAUUGCAGUACGCUACAGACUACUCGACUACUUCUACACUGCGUUCCACCGCCAGACCACCACGGGUGUACCCAGUCUGAACCCCCUGUGGUUCCACUACCCCUCUGACGCCAACACCUUCGCCAUCGAGCACCAAUUCUUCUACGGCGACGCCAUUCUCGUCUCUCCUGUAUUGGAAGAAAACUCGACCUCCGUGUCCAUCUACCUGCCCAACGAAAUCUUCUACGACUACUGGACCGGCGAGCGCAUCCAAGGUCACGGCUCGAUGAUCAACCUCACAGACGUCGGUUUCGACACCAUUCCCCUGCACAUCCGCGGCGGAUCCAUCUUGCCUCUCCGCGCCGAAUCCGCAAACACAACCACGGAGCUCAGGAAGAAGGAUUUCGUACUGUGGAUCGCGCCCAAUGCGACGAAUCAAGCUGAGGGAUCGCUGUACCUCGAUGAUGGUGAUAGCAUUGAGCAGCCGGCCGUGUCCAUGAUCUCUUUUACGUACGACAAUGGCGCAUUCAGCAUGAGCGGUGAGUUUGGAUACCAGACUGAGGUUGUUGUGAAGAACAUUACUGUGCUGGGUUGCGAGCAGAGUCUUCAGGGUCCUGUUGCGCUGGAUGGAAAGUUUGAACAUGUCUUUGGCGAUUGCGCAGCUGGUUAUUCGGGUAAGGCGCCGAGGAGGGGUUUGGCGUAGUGGUGUUGUUGUUGAAUUGAUGGGGUUGUGGGUUGACCAUGUUUCCAUUGCAUGUAGUAAGGGAAGAUGACAUGGGAGCGCGAUUAGCAGCCGCUUCCAGGAAUUAAUCCAAGUGAGAUGCUAAAGACG